AUGGUAUGCCGUCGCCUAUGUUCCACAAUAUUCAUUCUGCUGACUGUUAUUCUGCAGGCCAGACGCUACGACAGUCGCACUACCAUCUUCUCGCCUGAGGGCCGUCUCUACCAAAUCGAAUACGCCAUGGAGGCCAUCUCGCAUGCUGGAACGGUUCUGGGUGUGCUCUCCAAGGAUGGCGUCGUGCUUGCCGCGGAGAAGAAGGUGACAGGGAAGCUCCUCGACAUGUCUGGGGCGAAGGACGGCGGGUACGGCGGCAGUGGCGAGAAGAUCUUCCUUCUGAACUCAAACGUCGUGGCCGGGGUCGCGGGUAUCACUGCUGACGCCAACUCCCUCGUCAACUACGCGCGGCAAGCGGCACAAAGACACCUGUUCAUGUACAACGAAGACAUCCCCGUCGAGUCGCUCGCGCAGCGGCUAUGCGAUCUCAAACAGGGCUACACGCAGUCUCCGGCCAUUCGGUGUCUCGCUCCUGUACGCGGGGUACGACCACAUUACGAGUUCCAGCUGUACCACUCGGACCCGUCUGGGAAUUACUCUGGCUGGAAGGCGACGUGCAUCGGGGCGAACAACGGGACGGCGACGUCGCUGCUCAAGCAGGAUUACAAGGAGGACAUCUCGGUCGAGGACGCGAUCGAGCUCGUGCUCAAGGUGAUGAGCAAGACGAUGGACAGCACGACGCUGGGGAGCGAGAAGCUCGAGUUCGCGACACUGACGCUCGACGCGAACAAGAAGCCCAAGGCGAAGAUCUACAAGCCCUCGGAGAUCGACGCGCUCCUCCAGAAACACGGGCUCGGGAAGAAGGACGACGACGCAGAGAUGACGGGCGCAUGA
This is a messenger RNA of Epithele typhae, 834 nucleotides long. RefSeq names its product N-terminal nucleophile aminohydrolase. Gene Ontology annotation, biological process: ubiquitin-dependent protein catabolic process. The coding region runs from base 1 to 834 and encodes 277 amino acids. Lineage: Eukaryota; Fungi; Basidiomycota; Agaricomycetes; Polyporales; Epitheliaceae. The transcript is spliced from 7 exons. Gene Ontology annotation, cellular component: proteasome core complex; proteasome core complex, alpha-subunit complex; nucleus. The record is from RefSeq and is a predicted model, not a curated record.